GCUUAGAACUACCAGAAAUAUUACCACCAAAAUAUCCAUAUCAUAAAGAAUAUAUACCAACAGUAAAUAAACCAAGAGAAGUAAAUCAAUUAGCAGAUGACUUGGUUAUUAAACUGAAACCUGACAUUUUAAAGAACAGAAGAAUGA
Messenger RNA from Racocetra persica, 147 nucleotides. The record is from the annotation of a GenBank genome assembly. Lineage: Eukaryota; Fungi; Glomeromycota; Glomeromycetes; Diversisporales; Gigasporaceae.